CGAGUGUGUGUGUGCUGAACUGAGCGGAGGUGAAGAAGAGGAGGAUGAAGCUUGGAGCGGAGGAUGGGAGGAAGAGUGGAGUAAGAGACAGGCUAGCUGUAUGUGAAUGAGUGAGUGAAGAAGAGGAGAAGGUCGUCUGAGGGGCCGAAGAAAAGAGGAUACUUUUGUUUUUUGGGGACGAUCUCCGGAUCUUUACUAAGGGAAACUUUCAACUUUUUACCCGCCACAGCUCGGCUUGUGCCCGGAGCCGGCUUUGUUUCGCGGCGGGGGUGUCUGAGAUAAAUGAAGGAAUAAAAGAGAAGCCGUUGAUAUUUUUUACCCAAGCAGGGAAUACCCUGGGAUUGAUUUAAAUACCGGUUGCAAGAGGAUGGCGGCCAAUAUGUACCGAGUGGGAGACUAUGUUUACUUCGAGAACUCCUCCAGCAACCCAUACCUGAUCCGGAGAAUAGAAGAACUCAACAAGACGGCCAAUGGGAAUGUGGAGGCGAAAGUGGUGUGUCUGUUCAGGAGGCGAGACAUCUCAGGCAACCUCAACACUCUGGCAGACAGCAACGCAAGAGAAUUUGAGGAGGAGUCGAAGCAGCCGUCCCUGUCUGAACAACAGAAACACCAGCUGAAACACAGGGAGCUCUUUCUGUCCCGGCAGUUUGAAUCUCUACCUGCCACUCAUAUACGAGGGAAAUGUAACGUCACCCUUCUUAAUGAAACUGAUGUCCUGGUUGGUUACCUGGAGAAAGAAGACUGUUUCUUCUACUCGUUGGUGUUUGACCCUGUCCAAAAGACGCUGCUGGCAGACCAAGGGGAGAUCCGAGUGGGCUCUAAAUACCAGGCAGAGAUUCCUGACAAACUAACUGAAGGUGAACUUGACACCCGGGUCCAGGAGAAGAUGGAAACUAAAGUUUGGGACCCCAACAAUCAGCUCAAAGAUGCACAGAUCGACCAGUUCCUUGUUGUUGCCAGAGCUGUGGGCACGUUUGCUCGGGCCUUGGACUGCAGCAGCUCCAUCCGUCAGCCCAGCCUCCACAUGAGUGCAGCUGCAGCCUCCAGAGAUAUAACACUGUUCCAUGCUAUGGACACAUUGCAGAAGAACAGCUAUGACCUGGCCAAAGCCAUGUCCACCCUGGUUCCUCAGGGCGGCCCGGUGCUGUGUCGGGAUGAGAUGGAAGAGUGGAGCGCAUCAGAGGCCAUGCUGUUUGAGGAGGCUCUGGAGAAAUAUGGCAAAGACUUCAAUGACAUCCGUCAGGACUUUCUGCCCUGGAAAUCUCUGGCCAGCGUAGUCCAGUUCUACUAUAUGUGGAAAACUACUGACCGCUACAUUCAACAGAAACGACUAAAGGCAGCAGAGGCAGACAGCAAGCUCAAACAGGUGUACAUUCCCACCUAUACCAAACCCAACCCCAAUCAGAUCAUGAUGCCAGGCAGCAAGCCCGGUUUGAAUGGAGCUGCUGGCUUUCAGAAAGGACUGAGCUGUGAGAGCUGCCACACGGCGCAGUCUCCUCAGUGGUAUGCCUGGGGCCCUCCUAACAUGCAGUGCAGACUUUGUGCUUCUUGUUGGAUCUACUGGAAGAAAUAUGGAGGUCUGAAGACCCCCACUCAGAUAGAAGGAGCAGCCAGAGCCGGCUCUGAGUCAGGCCCUCGCGCUCACAUGACCCGCCAGGAGGUCCAAGGCAUGUCGCCGUUCACUCGCAACGAGGGCCGAGCCAAACUGCUGGCCAAGAACCGCCAGACUUUCAUCCUGCAGACCACCAAGCUUACUCGGGUGGCACGGCGGGUGUGUGAGGACAUCCUGCAGCCACGGCGUGCAGCACGUAGACCUUAUGCCUCCAUCAAUGCCAACGCUGUCAAGGCUGAGUGUAUGAUCAGGCUGCCCAAAGCCACCAAAUCUCCUUUAAAGAGCAAGGUGAUACCACGACAGUCUCUGGCCACUAUAGUGAAGGAUUUAGCCAUCUCAGCUCCUCUGAAACUAAAGGCAUCCAGAGGUCCUCCAACACCCAUCAACAGGAACCAGGUCAGCCAGCCUCGAGUGGCCCAGAGCCUGCUGGGAAAGAGAGGCUUUGAUGCGGUUACAGGGGUGCCCUACCCAGCCAAUGGGAGGCCGUACACAUCAGGCAUGAGAACCACCUCCCAGUCAGUCAUCAAGCGGCAGAAGGUCAGCCAGGGAGAGGCUCCCAAUCCUGUGGUGUUUGUGGCCACAAAGGACACCAGGGCUCUGAGGAAACAUCUCACCCAGUCAGAGAUGCGUAGGGCAGCAAGGAAACCUCACCUCUUGGUCCGAAUCAAACUGCCACCCCCACCCCGCUCCUUGGCCAUGCCACUUCUUCCUUCAAGUACCAGCGAGCCCAUUGUCCUGGAAGACUGAAGCCUGAUGGGGGUUAUUUUAACGGGACACGGGGUUGGGGAGGGGACAGUUAAGGGUGCUGUGGCUCAGACCUCCAGGCAGCACACAUUGCCAUAAAGUACUCUCAUCUUUUAAUGUUUUCUUUAGUUCUUGUUACCUUGUUUUCCUCCCUAAAGUUGUCUUGUUCAACACACAUACACACACACACAUACACACACACACACACAGAUGACAGAAUAUUUUUUCUUAUUUAAAAAAAGCAGAUCCACAUUAACAUGCUCUCAAUCACAACGUUUGUAGUGUUUUUAUUGCAGAUCCUGGAUUAUUAAACAGCCCUUUUUAUACAAACUGUAAUUUAAAUUUCUCGCCCCAAAACGAUGAUGAUGAAGCACACUUUGAUUUUCUUCUGCAUCUCAUAUGUUUUUGUAAAUAAAUUCCCCCUCUUCAUUUCAGUCUGCUGCUGAGUGCAGUGGGAGGACUGGGUGAUUGGAGCCGUUUAGGAUGUAUGUUGGUCAGAUGUGUCCUUAGUCAGAGUGAUCACAGAGUCUGGUCCAUCUGUCAUCAUUUUAGUUUGAUCUGAGAGGUGCACAGCUUCCUCUGUGGCAUGGAAGCUUGGAGAGCUCAAACAUUUGAGCUGAAAGAAAGUUAAGCUGGAAAUAGAAAUAAACUUAUAACCAAACUGAGGGGCUCAGUGUCAGCCAUCAAUAUUUAAACAAGCAGAAGGGUUUUGAAUUCUUCAGUUUUCCCUGAGCAAGUGGAAAAUGGUCCAGAUUAGCCUAGAUUCACUUUUUCCUAGUUGCCUGUUUUGAUUUAACAACUAAAUCUGGUAUCAAGGUACAUAUUUCUAAGCAACACAACUUCUUCCAGCUCAACCUGUUAGAAGUUCCACAGAAAAACAGCAGAGUCUCCUCAAACAAGCCUCCUGUUGUGUUUUGACUGCAAUCACAGCCUUAAAACCUGGUAAAGAAUCCACCUGACAUCCCUGUGAUUCUGGCACCCUGGAGGAAAAGGGCAUGGCCUGUGUGUGGCUGUGCAACCUGUCGUAUUGUUAGCAUACAGCUAGCUUUUAGCUUCGCUGCAGGUGUAGAAGAGAUCUAAUGGUGACAAAAGUUGGGCGACGUUCAACUAUUACUGUUAAUCCCCCUAAUAUUGGAUUGAAUAAUGAAUGAUUUUAUGCAACCUGUCAUCUUCUAAAAAGAUUAAGCAGCAAUAAGAAAUGAACAGAGAUUUUAUUUUUCUUUUAUUUUCAGAAUGUUGACCAAGAAGUUCUUCAUGUGGCUUUAACUCUCUUCUUUACAACUGUCCGAACAGAAGCCAGAUUUCUGGUUGGGGUUUGGAUGUGUUGAUCAUCACCACCUCUAUGUGUUUAUUCAUCUUUGAUUUUAUUCCCACACUUUGUUUUAUUAAAAUGGCGAGCACUGAAAGGAAGUUGUUAAUUUGGUGCUUAAGAGUUGAUGGAAUAUCCGCAGUAACUGGGUAUUACACAGGUUUUACACAUUUGGUCCCAACGUGGACUUAGUUUUUUCAAAAAAGAAAAAUGUGUGGAGUUUAGCUUGUACAAAGCUGUGUAAAUUUUAAAAAAUUGGCUUUUUUUUUUUUUUUAAAGAAAAAGGAAAGCGUGUAACUGCUCCAUAAUCACAGAUUGCUUUUACAUGCACAAACAUGUCCCUUUCAACAGGUUUGGGGGGGGACAUUCAGAAGGGACUGUGGGCUGAUAUUUGUAAAAGGAGAGACUAACAUGCCACAAAAACUUUUCUCAAGUGUUUUUUUAUUCCGUCUGUAUCCUUAAAUGUAUCUUGUUAAGAAAAAUAAAGAUUUUCUUUUU
Molecule: messenger RNA, 4163 nt
Organism: Girardinichthys multiradiatus
Lineage: Eukaryota; Metazoa; Chordata; Actinopteri; Cyprinodontiformes; Goodeidae
Gene: mta2
Product: metastasis associated 1 family, member 2
Exons: 18
Coding region: 368-2359 (663 amino acids)
Biological process (GO): negative regulation of transcription by RNA polymerase II
Cellular component (GO): NuRD complex; nucleoplasm
Molecular function (GO): transcription corepressor activity; histone deacetylase binding; chromatin binding
Source: RefSeq, a predicted model, not a curated record